Messenger RNA from Phodopus roborovskii (desert hamster), 3433 nucleotides. It is a transcript of the gene Brox, whose product is annotated as BRO1 domain and CAAX motif containing. Lineage: Eukaryota; Metazoa; Chordata; Mammalia; Rodentia; Cricetidae. The record is from RefSeq and is a predicted model, not a curated record. The transcript is spliced from 14 exons. Bases 311 to 1546 code for a protein of 411 amino acids.
GUCAGGGUCUCCGGUCACGUGACACAUGCUCGCGGCCGGCCCCGCUUCCGGCCGCUCUAGCACAGUCGUCUCGGUGCUACCUGCGCCUCCCUGGUCUCGCUGGUGGACUCUGUCCCGCCUUCCUUUCCUCCUGCAGGAACAGUGGUGAGCCGACUCUGAAGUCCCCGAUCGCUAUCCAACCAACGUCUCAGCCUUGCUUCUCAGAAGUGUAGUCUGGAGCCCUACAGAGUCAGCGUCUCAGGCUCUCACCCAGACCAGUGAGGACACAUUUUAUUAAGACUCUCUUACCUCCAGAACACAUCUUGAGAAAAUGACCCAUUGGUUUCAUAGGAACCCAUUAAAAGCUACAGCUCCUGUGUCUUUUAACUACUAUGGCAUGAUCACUGGCCCUCCUGCUUCAAAGAUUUGCAAUGAUUUGAGAUCAUCCAGGACUCGGCUCCUCGAAUUGUUCACUGAUUUGAGCUGUAAUCCAGAAACAAUGAAGAAUGCAGCAGACUUGUAUUUUUCACUUUUACAAGGUUUCAUAAAUUCAUUGGGUGACUCUACCCAAGAAAGCAAAUUACGAUAUGUUCAGAGUUUCAAGUGGACUGAUACACUGCAAGGACAUGUUCCUAUUGCCCAGCAGGAUGCUGUUUUUGAAUUGAUUUCCAUGGGAUUUAAUGUAGCAUUAUGGUAUACCAAAUAUGCUUCAAGAUUGGCUGGAAAAGAAAACAUAACGGAAGAUGAAGCAAAGGAAGUCCAUCGAAGCCUAAAGAUUGCAGCUGGGAUUUUUAAACACUUAAAGGAAAGUCAUAUACCCAAACUUCUUACACCAGCAGAAAAGGGCCAGGACUUAGAGGCUCGACUCAUAGACGCUUACGUCAUCCAGUGCCAGGCUGAAGCUCAAGAAGUAACAAUCGCCCGAGCAAUUGAACUGAAGCACGCUCCGGGACUGAUCGCUGCGCUUGCCUAUGAAACAGCCAGCUUCUACCAGAAAGCAGAUCAUACUUUAUCCAGUUUGGAGCCUGCAUACUCUGCUAAAUGGAGGAAAUACCUGCACUUGAAGAUGUGCUUCUACACAGCCUAUGCAUACUGUUACCAUGGCCAGACUCUGUUGGCUAGUGAUAAAUGUGGAGAAGCAAUCCGGUCUCUCCAAGAAGCAGAAAAAUUGUACGCAGAGGCAGAAGCCCUGUGCAAAGAGUAUGGGGAAACCAAAGGACCAGGACCAACAGCCAAGCCAUCAGGACACUUGUUCUUUCGGAAGCUUGGAAGCCUUGUGAAGAACACUCUGGACAAAUGUCAGAGAGAGAAUGGGUUUAUUUACUUUCAAAAAAUCCCAACAGAAGCCCCACAGCUGGAACUCAAAGCAAACUAUGGGCUGGUAGAGCCUGUGCCUUUUGAAUUUCCACCUAUGAGUGCUCACUGGACACCGGAAGCGCUGGCUGCAUUUGAUCUCACCAAGAGACCCAAGGAUGAUAGUGUCAAACCCAAACCUGAAGAAGAAGUGAAACCUGUAAAGGAACCAAAUAUCAAACCUCAGAAGGACACUGGGUGUUCUGUCUCUUAAGAGUGUAAUACUUGCUUAAAAAUCUUGUUGCCAGUCCCUGUAAGCUGCGGUACUUCAGUUCACAUUUUCUGAUUUCUCUGAAGCCCAUAGGGUAAUUAUUAACUUGGGAGGGACUUGGCCUUUUGUUUAUUUAUUCUUGAUUUUUAAUGUAGAGGUGUUUCAUGCUUUUGUUUAUGGGCUCUGCUUUUUUUAAUCAGGACAACAUUGGGAAGGGUUGUUUUGUAUUUUAAUGAGUAUAUGUGGGGUUUGGGCCUUGUUGGAACUCUAGACAGCAAGUUUUGUGUUAGUGUUUUUCUACCUUCACAAAAAAAAAAAAAAAAAAAAAAGUUUAUUUUCCUUCUUGUUCAAUACCAGAAGAAUGUUUUAAAAAGAAGUGGGUUCACCUCAUCAUGACUUAUUAGGUGUGAGUCUAACUCAUCCUUCUGGUAGGAAAAGGAAAUCACAGUUAAAAGUCAGAAAACCUUCAGACCAAACUCCUUCCUUACACUUACCAGUCAAUAAUUUCCUAGAAAAUUGGUGUUUAAAAGAAUGUGGAACUUAAUUGAAAAUGAGCGGUGACAGGUCUGCAGUCUGUUGUCUGGCAAAAGCUUCCCUUACCUGCACAGUCCCAUGCACCCGUAGUCACCCCAGUACCUAGUGUUUUGUUUUGUUUUUACAAGUACCUUUUCUAAUGAAUUUUUUUACUUAAGGAACAAAGUUUUGUACUAGCAUUUGGUGUUUCCUUGUAGAGAGAGACAAAAAAGAAUGGAAGUGUGUUUUGAAGAAGUAAAACAUUGCAUGUUGUAAAGAAAGCCUUGGUAAACUCAACCGAGAUAGGUUGCCCUGGAUCACACUGAUGACGCCUUUGUUAAAAGUAUUUAAGAAAAUGCCUUUGGUUACCUGAUUUUGGUGUACAUGGUAUUCUUCGAUAUUUAGCCUAUAAGAGUUGUUUGGCUGUAGGCCAAGGCUGUAGCAGCAAAAGGUUAGGAGUCACAUCCCGCUGUAUGUAGUGUGUCCCUGCUUGGCUACUUGAUAGGAACAAUAGUGUACAUGAGAGCUUACUGUGUACCAGCCAGUGUGCAGGCACUUAGACAAACCACUGCACCCACAUAGCAACCCUGUGAGAAACUAACUCAUUAGUCACAUAAAGUAUUGAAACAAGAGAUGAAGAAUGAACAGAUGAUACCUUCAAUCAAGAUUGUAUUCAAUAAAUCAUAUACCAUAGUUUACACUGCUUUGAAAAGCUACAUAGAAUCAAUGAGUUUUUUUUUUAAAUAGAAAUGCUAGUUACAGCUUAUAAUAUCUAUUUAAUAUUUGAAGCUGCAGCAUCCAGAAUACUUGGAGAAACUACUGAAUGAGCAUUAAAUUUUAUUUUGCUGCCUGUAGAAAGAGAUACUAAAUUUCACCCUUAACACGGUCACUUGUCCUAAAUGUCAGUUACUGACAGAACUUUAACCAGUGCUUGCCCCUGCCCGUUUGCUCUGCCUGUGGAACUUCUUUUAGGCACUAUUGCUCAUUUACCUAAGGAGUGAGAUUUUUGUGGUCUGACAAAACUGCCACUCAUGAAAUGGAAACACUUAUGUCCAGUGCUUCUGUCCAGUGCAGUAAGUACAGGUGUUGAAAUCUACAGCAGGCAGUGUUGAUAUGGUCAGAUGAGAAGUCUUCUGUUGACUGAAGAGGUGACACCAGCUGCCUAACAUACCCCAUUAUAUAAGGUUGUGAAUCGACAUUGGGGAUUUGGCGAGAUCCCAAACAAGAAGCACUGGCCCAAAGGCUGCAGAGAGAUGGAACUGUGCAUGAGUGUUGCAUGUAUCUCAUACCGGGCAAGGACAGUUCACAUGCUACUUCUGCUUGUGUUUAUAGAAUGAUUUCUCUUUUUAUUUAUGAAAAUAAAAGCAGUUUUACUUA